Musa acuminata subsp. malaccensis (wild Malaysian banana) is the source of this 900-nucleotide messenger RNA. Lineage: Eukaryota; Viridiplantae; Streptophyta; Magnoliopsida; Zingiberales; Musaceae. The record is from RefSeq and is a predicted model, not a curated record.
GGGAGGAGAAAUGUAUUGAUCUCGCACCUCCUCCCUCUCCCCCGCUUCGGUAGCCAUUAUUGGUGCCCGUAGAGCGAGUGCUGAGAUGGCUUUGAGGGCCUUCUUCCCCCUCUGCAUCGCUCUCGUGGUGACGCUCUCACCUCUGUGUGGUGCCACUUCGCCUUACUACACCAUCACACCGCCCACCCCCGUGGCCAAGCCGCCUUCAGUUGAACCACCACCCUACCACGGCCCUCCGACGACCCACCCUAAGCCACCGAGUCAUGGUGGCCAACCUCCGUCCCACCAUCACCCAACACCAAUCUACGGUGCACCCCCUCCGCAACACCACCACCACCACCAACACCACCACCAACCUGCACCACCAACUCACGCAGAACACCCUCCGUACUACCACAUGCCUUCCCCACCGCCGCAUGGCCAGCACCCGUCACCACCGUCACAUGAUUAUCCCGUACCUCCUGCUCACAAGCCCAGAACUCCGCCGCCGGUUUACAAGUCUCCACCACCGACCCACCGUCCUUACCCUCCAUCGACGCCACCCCACCAUCCGACGCACCCGCCUUCUCAGCCGACGCCGUCAUACAAGGCCCCGCCACCAUACAAGACCAUCCCUGAGCACUCUCCACCGCCGCGUCACUAUCAUUCUCCGUCUUCGCCACCCCCACCACCACCAUACAAAUAGUCUCGUUUGCCAUCUCUCCGUUGAAGAUGACGCAGUGUCGUUUAGUAGCGAUCAGGGUUACAAAUAAGAGCGAUGUGCCGCCAUUGUAAUGCUAUGGUUGUUCUCUCUGCUUUCCGGAGGAAGGUUUCUUGGGUCCAUGUAAACCUACCUCUCUCUUAAUGUCAUGCAUCUUAUUAUAAACAAGACUUGCCAUUAUUAGGUGUCGACGACAUAAA